UUGAAAGCGAAAGUUCGGAAGAUUACGAUGAAGAAAGUGACGAAGAAGAGGAGAUGAAAGACAAAAAGCAAAUGAAGAUUGAUUUCAGAUCUAAAGAUAUUGACGUUUGUCCACCGGUUUAUGAACCAAAUAAAUCUGAAAUCAAACCUCAAAAACCGACUGUCAUUACUAUUGACAUAAACGAUAAGGAGUUUCUUCAGUUCAUGAAAACGGCGUUGCCUGCAAAAAAGAAUCUGAAGAAUGAUGCAAAUGAACAAUGUGAUGUGAAAAAAGAGGAAGAUGAAACAGAAAAGCUAGAAGACAACACCGAUCCCGAUUACAGUGACGGUGAGGUUGAAGAUGAUGAGUCUGCAGACAGUGAUUGGGAAGAGAAUAAAAGGAAAAAACCGAAAACAACAAAAAGAUCGACAAACAGGAAAAUGUCGACACCAGCAACUAAAAAUAACACCAAAAAAGCUGCCGAAAAAUCAGUCGUCUUCCAGCACAAAUGCGAGCAUUGUGAGCAGACCUUUCAGUGGCCCUCCAAGCUGAAACGGCACAUCGAGGUGAACCACAGCACCGAGCGGAAGUACCAGUGCGCCCUCUGCCCGAAGGCCUUCAAGACGUCCUGUGCGCUGGGCAAGCACCAGACGGUGCACAACGGCAUGCGCAUUCACCG
Messenger RNA from Rhagoletis zephyria (snowberry fruit fly), 658 nucleotides. Lineage: Eukaryota; Metazoa; Arthropoda; Insecta; Diptera; Tephritidae. The record is from RefSeq and is a predicted model, not a curated record.